AUGUCGGAGAGCGACCGUGCCUCGUUCGCCGCUUAUGAUGUAGAGUUUGUUGUAGAGACUUCACUCGGCGCCCGGACGUUUGAGAUGUUUGUCAUCGACUGCCGCGAGGAACUCUUGCAGUGGUACUCACGCCAAGGCUACAUGCCGCGCGCCGACAGUCCACGUUCAUCCGCCUUGCAGUAA
Molecule: messenger RNA, 183 nt
Organism: Emiliania huxleyi CCMP1516
Lineage: Eukaryota; Haptophyta; Isochrysidales; Noelaerhabdaceae
Exons: 3
Coding region: 1-183 (60 amino acids)
Source: RefSeq, a predicted model, not a curated record